AAACUCAUUUUAACCAGCAGUGCCAGUGUCGUCUUUGAGGGUGUUGACAUAAAAAAUGGAACUGAAGACCUCCCUUAUGCCAUGAAGCCCAUUGACUACUACACAGAGACCAAGAUCUUACAGGAGAGAGAAGUACUGGAUGCCAACAACCCUGACAAGAAUUUCUUAACCACAGCCAUUCGUCCUCAUGGCAUUUUCGGCCCAAGGGACCCCCAGUUAGUCCCUAUCCUAAUUGAUGCAGCUAGAAAGGGCAAAAUGAAGUUUAUGAUUGGAAAUGGGAAGAACCUAGUGGACUUCACCUUUGUGGAGAAUGUGGUUCAUGGACAUAUCUUGGCAGCUGAGCACCUAUCCCAAGAUGCAGCGCUGGGUGGGAAGGCAUUUCACAUUACCAACGAUGAGCCAAUCCCUUUCUGGACGUUCCUGUCCCGCAUGCUGACAGGCCUCAAUUAUGAGGCCCCCAAGUACCACAUCCCCUACUGGGUAGCCUACUACCUUGCUUUCCUGUUCUCUCUACUGGUGAUGGUGGUCAGUCCUCUCAUCCAAAUUCAGCCAACUUUUACACCAAUGCGUGUGGCACUGGCCGGUACGUUCCACUACUACAGUUGUGAGAAAGCAAAAAAGCUCUUCGGGUACCGGCCACUGGUCACCAUGGAUGAUGCCGUGGAAAGGACAGUGCAGAGUUUUCACCACCUGCGGAAGGGCAAGUGACGUGCCCCAAGCCCUCACCAAUAAGUUUUCUUCUCUCUUCUGAUGAACCAAUAUCCUUACUUGCAUUUCUUCUGAGCUAUGUGCCCCUUGCUGGUUAGAUGGUAGCAUGCCUGACUCCCUCCAUGAGGAGGUGACAACAACAGGAGGCAUUUUUCCCAGGAUAGCAUUGGCCUUAAAGCAGGCAGGUGCAUAAUCUACUGCUUUGGUCUUUCUCUCUCCUAACCCCUACUUCUCUCUCCCAUAUUGUUAUCAUGAAGACAACUCUGAGUAUACCAACAUUAAACUGAAAACCACAACAUUUUUUCAAGUUCUUAAAAGUUGAAGCAAAACAGAAAUUAUAAACACAGAAUACGACUUCAGAUAUACAUUUCAUGUGAUCACAGUAGAAUUGUUAGAAGUGUUGAUGACUGUACCCCCCAAUCCCCAAUCCCUAAGAAUAAAUCCACUCCUGGUUCCUUGCUGCCUUGCAUAC
This is a messenger RNA of Cricetulus griseus (Chinese hamster), 1180 nucleotides long. The record is from RefSeq and is a predicted model, not a curated record. Lineage: Eukaryota; Metazoa; Chordata; Mammalia; Rodentia; Cricetidae.